CAAACGGCAGAGAACGCUAUGGCAGGAUUGGCCGCUGCGGGAAAUGCAGGAUCAUUCCUUGUAGAUUCGUUCCCCGUCUUACAGUACCUUCCGUCCUGGUUCCCAGGAGCCGAUUUUAAGAGGAAAGCCGCGGAUUGGAACUUGUCGGUCAAGGCCAUGCCGCAUGUAACCAUGAAAUUCGUACAUGACUCAAUGGACUCUGAUACUCUGAGCCAUUCUAUUGCAUACAAAUAUAUGGAAGAAAAAUCAGUGCGUUCGCCAGAGAAGGAAGAGAUCUUGCGCAAUGUAUUGGCAACCUUGUAUGCUGCUGGAUCCGACACCACGGUUUCCGCUUUGAGCUCAUUUUUGCUGGCCAUGACACAGAAUCCUGACAUUCAAAGGAAAGCGCAAGAGGCGAUCGACGAUGUCAUUGAGUGUCAUAGACUCCCAGAAUUUUCCGAUUACAAGUCGAUACCCUAUAUCAACGCCAUCCUCAAAGAAGUCCUUCGGUGGAGAGCAGUUACGCCCCUUGCCGUUCCGCAUAGUGUUUCUCGAGACGAUGAACAUCGAGGAUACCAUAUCCCCAAGGGUUCUAUAGUCGUCGGUAACGCAUGGUGCGUAUCGGUUGUUCUGCUCCCGUCUCGCUUAGCGUUCAGUCUCCCUAUUAGGGCUAUGUUGAAUGACAUCUCAGUUUAUGGAGAAAACCCUGACGUUUUCAAUCCAGAUCGGUUCUUGAAGGACGGAAACAUAAAUCCAGACAUCCCCCACCCCCAGGAGGCUUUUGGUUUCGGGCGGCGGAUCUGUCCAGGGCAGGAGGUGGCUGAGGCAUCUAUCUGGAUGAAUAUCGCGUCGAUCCUAGCUGUGUUCGAUGUUACCAAGGCAGUCGAUGAUAAUGGCCACGUCGUCGAACCAUCGGGAGAGUUUACGUCGGGUAUGCUGUGUCAUCCUGUUCCAUUUGAGUGUGAUAUCAGGCCAAGGACAAUGCACGCUGUAUCUUUGAUUCAGUCAGGCAUCCAUGGUCUCUAAGCAUCGACUUCAAGUCGACCUGAGAAGUACGAAAUCUUUCAGUGCGCUGGUCUGAUUUGGAUAUUCCUUACUGGUCCCAUAUAUGGA
Messenger RNA from Guyanagaster necrorhizus, 1092 nucleotides. RefSeq names its product cytochrome P450. The record is from RefSeq and is a predicted model, not a curated record. NCBI's taxonomy places the organism in Eukaryota, Fungi, Basidiomycota, Agaricomycetes, Agaricales, Physalacriaceae. Gene Ontology annotation, molecular function: heme binding; oxidoreductase activity, acting on paired donors, with incorporation or reduction of molecular oxygen; iron ion binding. Bases 19 to 1005 code for a protein of 328 amino acids. The transcript is spliced from 6 exons.